AUGAAAUUCUCAAACGUUCUUAUUGCUGCUGCUGCCUACAUUGUUGCAUCCAAUGCUGCUGCUAUUCCAGCUGCUCCCGAAACUAGCAAAACCCUCGUGGCCGCUAGAAAUUUGGAUUUGAAUACUGAAGUAGACGCUAAACUUGUUGCACGUCAGGAUGCUGCAGAUGAUUCAGUAAAUACUAUUGUCAAAAGGGGUACUGAAGACCUCUUGAGCAAAGUUCCACUUGGCACCAUUAUCAAGGCUGUCGACUUGGUUCUUGCUGGUACAAUCAGUGACGUUGACUCAUUGUUAUCCUUCCUCGGUAUUACUGUUGCGGAUGCUGGUGCAUUGGGUCUCAGUACCGUUGACGGUCUUGGCGCUUUGGUCAGUCAAUUAGUUGGCUUAAUUGGUCAAACUGUUGACGGUCUUUUAAGUAAGAGAGAUGUAGAAAGCAUCUUGAAGAAAAUUCCCCUUGGUGCAUUAUCUGAGGCUGUUGGUUUGGUUGUUACUGGUACCAUUGGCACUGUUAAUGAUUUAUUGACCUUUUUGGAUCUUACUCUUGAUGAUGUUGCAGAGUUGGGUCUCAGUACUGCUGAUGGCGCAGGUUCUUUGGUGAGCCUGUUGGUUGGAUUGAUUGGUCAAACUGUUGAUGGUCUUUUGAGUAAGAGAGGUUUAGAAGACCUCUUGAGUAAAGUUCCACUUGGCACCAUUAUCAAAGCUGUCGACUUGGUUCUUGCUGGUACAAUCAGCGAUGUUGACUCAUUGUUAUCCUUCCUCGGUAUUACUGUUGCGGAUGCUGGUGCAUUGGGUCUCAGUACCGUUGACGGUCUUGGUGCUUUGGUAAGUCAAUUGGUUGGUUUAAUUGGUAAGACUGCUGACGGUCUUUUGAGUAAGAGAGGUUUGGAAGACCUCUUGAGCAAAGUUCCACUUGGCACCAUUAUCAAGGCUGUCGACUUGGUUCUUGCUGGUACAAUCAGCGAUGUUGACUCAUUGUUAUCCUUCCUCGGUAUUACUGUUGCGGAUGCUGGUGCAUUGGGUCUCAGUACCGUUGACGGUCUUGGUGCUUUGGUAAGUCAAUUGGUUGGCUUAAUUGGUAAUGCUGUCGAUGGUUUACUCUAA
This is a messenger RNA of Lodderomyces elongisporus, 1101 nucleotides long. RefSeq lists its product as uncharacterized. Lineage: Eukaryota; Fungi; Ascomycota; Pichiomycetes; Serinales; Debaryomycetaceae. Bases 1 to 1101 code for a protein of 366 amino acids. The transcript has a single exon. The record is from RefSeq and is a predicted model, not a curated record.